Molecule: messenger RNA, 2577 nt
Organism: Neltuma alba
Lineage: Eukaryota; Viridiplantae; Streptophyta; Magnoliopsida; Fabales; Fabaceae
Product: TMV resistance protein N-like
Exons: 8
Coding region: 1-2577 (858 amino acids)
Biological process (GO): defense response
Molecular function (GO): ADP binding; RNA-DNA hybrid ribonuclease activity; nucleic acid binding
Source: RefSeq, a predicted model, not a curated record
AUGGCCAUCGGAGCUUCUUUUUCGGCUGUGGCGACGGGGUUUGCCCCAUUCUUUGUUGCUUCUAUCAGAAAUGCUUCUAUCGGUGUGACAACAUUCGAAGUCAGCUCAUUGAAGAAGUUGAAAACAUCUCCAUAUUUGACGUUCUACUGCUCGGCUUCAUAUCUACGUGGCGAACCAGGAGCAGAAUCCGGUUCCGGCAUCUCAGUCGACUGGGCCAUGGACGGGCAGCGUUCCAGAUCCGAUGACCCAUUCCUUCUCAAUUACCAGCCUUCCGAGCUCCGAAUCGCCUCCGAGUUCUUCGCAACAUGGCUUCCCUUUCUCUCCAAAGAUCUCUGCGGUCACUGUUCUGCAAUUCUUUCUGAUCGCAUCCGUUCCAUUGACUCCGAACCAUGGUUUCACCGGUUGAAACCAUGGUUUCAGCUGGACCACGGUUUGGGCUUCUGGACAGGGUAUGAAAGCGAAUUCAUUGAAAGCAUUGUUGAAGAAAUGGGGUCAAAGUUACUUGAUAAAUCAGCAUCUGGUCAUGGCAAGUUAAUUGGAAUUGGACCAAAAUUAGACAAACUGAAGUCAAUCGUUGCAAGUGAAUCAGAAGGAGUUGGGUUUAUAGGAAUAUGGGGCACAGGAGGUGUAGGCAAAACAACUCUUGCUAGAGCCUUUUAUGAGCAGGAGCGAGAGCGCAAAAACUUUGAGAUUCACUGCUUCCUUGAUAAUAUUAGAGAGGCAUGGGAAAAAGAAGAUUUGAUUUCAUUGCCAAGAAAACUCCUUUCUUCUCUAGAUAAAAAGAGUAUGGAAGUGGCUGACUUUUAUGAAGGAAUGGAGUUAAUAAAAAGCAAGUUGACUGACAGAAAAAUUCUACUUGUCCUUGACGAUGUGAGUGAUAUUAGGCAACUUGAAAAUUUGGCUCCAAAGAAAGGAUGGUUCAGCGAAGGGAGCAUAAUAAUAAUAACAACUAGGGAUAAGCAUUUGUUAUCAUCGCACAGUGUAUCUGCUGUGUAUGAAUUCAAAUUAUUGAGUUAUAACGAGUCCCUUGAACUUUUCCUUGAAAAAGCUUUUAAAGAAGAGCAUCCUAAUGAAGAUUAUUUGAAACUUGCUAGAACCGUCAUUGAGUAUGCUAGAGGCCUUCCUUUAGUGCUCACAGUGUUAGGUUCAUCUCUUUGCAAAAGACCUAUAGUGGAAUGGAAGGAUGAACUAGCUAAGCUCAAGAAAAUUCCUCCAAAGGACAUUUUGAAGAUACUUCAGGUGAGUUUUGAUGGACUGGAUGAUCAGCAGAAAACCAUAUUCCUGGAUGUUGCUUGCUUUUUCAAUGGGAUGGACAAAGAUCAUGUCAUACAAAUUUUAGAAACUUUGGAUAAGGAUUUUCGCCCAGAAACUGAGAUAAAUGUUCUCAUUAAGAAAUCACUAAUGAUUAGUUAUGAAGGGCAUUUGUGGGUGCAUCAAAUUCUCCAAGAUAUGUGUAAAUAUAUUGUCUAUCAAGAAUCACAUUAUGAUGCUGGCAAGCGUUCCAGGAUAUUGUCUUUGGAGGAUGCCAAUCAAGGGACAGAAGCAAUUCGAGGAAUAGCGCUAACAUUGGAAAAGUCAUGUGAUGCAUUCUGGGAUCCUGAAUCCUUCUCAAAGAUGAGUUGUUCAAAAGUUAGAAAACUUCCUGAGUUUGGAAAAGAUAUGGCAUGUCUAUCGAAGCUUGAUUUAGAGAAGACUGCUCUAGCCAAACUACCUCAAUCGUUGGGUAAUUUGAUUGGUCUCGUUGAAUUAAAUUUGACAAACUGCAAAAAGCUGGUUUGUCUUCCAUGUAGUGUUAGCAAGUUGAAAGCUCUGAAAGUUAUCAAAAUUUCUGAAUGCUCAAAGCUUUCAUGGCUGCCAGAGAGUUUGAAUGAAAAUGAAGCUUUGGAACAGCUUCAUUUGAGUGGGAUUGCUAUACAAGGGUUAUCAUUUAGUGACUACAAUAGCGAAACACAAUCUUCAUCAUCAUGGAGUUGCUUAUCCCUUCUUCAAAGGCCUUCAAGCUCCAAAAAGUUUUUGUUGCCGCCGUCUUUGUCGUUCUUGAAAGAAUUAAACUUACGUUUUUGCAAUCUCCAAGAUGGAUCACUUCCUGAUGACAUCAGCAUGUUAUCAUCCUUGGAAUUUUUAGAUCUAACUGGAAACGAUUUCAUUGACUUACCAUCUGGCCUCAUUUCCAGUCUUUCGAAGCUUAAAGAAGUGGAUGGCACCUAUUCUCAUUCAGAUGACAAAGCAGCUUGUGGAGGUGUUCUUAAAGAUGGCAACAAUUGUAUGAAGGAGGCUUUUCUUCUGAAAUUAAGUGGCGGAGACACCCUCAUAGCAAAACUAUGGGGUUGCUUGAUGGGUCUCAAAAGAGCUUGGGACACUGGUAUUAGAGUUGUUGUCUUGAGAAGCGACUCCGCUGAAGCUGUUCGAUUGAUCAAAUUUGAAGUCCCACAGACGCACAAGAAUAUUGGUCUGAUCAUGGAAAUCAAAGGGAUGUUAGAGCGGAAAUGGUUUGCGGAUAUCCGGGUCUUUCACAGAGACGGCAAUGGCAUCGCUGAUUUACUUUCCAAAAGAGCACUUAAUGGAGCAAUGGCCUGA